Molecule: messenger RNA, 3837 nt
Organism: Penicillium diatomitis
Lineage: Eukaryota; Fungi; Ascomycota; Eurotiomycetes; Eurotiales; Aspergillaceae
Product: non-ribosomal peptide synthetase
Exons: 1
Coding region: 1-3837 (1278 amino acids)
Source: RefSeq, a predicted model, not a curated record
AUGACUUUCAUUGAUACCAGCAAGGAUCUUCCUACGCUGUUCAGGCAACAAGCGCAAGCCACACCUGAUGCCAUUGCCUUGGAAGACGAAAACGCCAAAUAUACCUAUGCCGAACUCGACAGCCAGGUUGAAUCGCUGGCGAGUCACCUGCGCCUACAUGGUGUCAGUCGAGACUCCCUCGUCGGAGUCCUCUUGCCUCGCAGCGCAUACUACGUGAUUGCCUGUCUGGCUGCCCUGAGGGCUGGCGGCGCGUUUCUGGUCUUGGAGUUGGCAUAUCCAGCGGGGCUCCUGGCCGACGUGAUCGAUGAUGCCAAACCGGCGGCCAUUGUUACACUCCAAAGCCAAGUUCCACGUGUCCAGUCAGCUUGUCCCCUGGUGGUGCUGGACCAACCUCUGGCAGAGGUCAAUGGUCACACAAAGGAGCCAUCUCCAUUGCCAGCCGAGGAUGAUCUGGAUCGCCUGGCCUUUGUCUCUUACUCAUCCGGCACAACGGGAAAGCCCAAGGGCAUUGCCAACCCGCACCGCGCCCCCGUGCUUUCCUACGACUUGAGAUUUGGUGUCCAAGAUGUGCAGCCGGGAGAUCGGGUGGCGUGCAAUGUCUUCUUCAUCUGGGAGAUGCUGCGUCCGCUGCUGCGUGGUGCCACGGUCGUCGCGGUACCGGAUGAUGCCAGCUACGACCCCGCCGCGCUGGUGGAUUUGCUAGCCGCCAAGACCAUCACCGAGACGCUGAUGACCCCAACAUUAUUGACCACCGUGCUGGCACGCUAUCCGAAUAUCUCGACUCGAUUGCCCAAGCUGCGCAAUUUGUGGCUGAAUGGCGAAGUCGUCACCACAGACCUGGCUCGCAGGGCCAUCAAGGCUCUUCCCAAUACCCGUCUCCUGAACUGCUACAGUGCCUGUGAGACUCACGAAAUUGCAUGCGGUGAUAUUCGGGAGGUCAUGAACCCGGACUCACUCUAUUGCCCCGUAGGCGCAUCUUUGGAUCCCAAGCAUACAUACGUCCUCAAUGAGAGUGGAGAACAGGUCGAAGCAGGUAUCGCGGGUGAGCUCUUUAUUGGAGGAGAUCUACUCGCGCGAGGAUAUCUCAACUUGCCUGAAACCACGGCAAAGGCCUUCACCUCCAAUCCCUUUGUGUCUGACCCCAAUGCGCGCAUGUACCGGACAGGUGAUCUGGCCCGCAAGCUGCCCUCGGGCCAUCUGGAAAUCACUGGGCGUGUCGGCUCGAUGAUCAAACUUCGCGGGUACUCGGUGGUGCCAGCCAAGGUGGAAAGUGAUAUCUGCCAGUAUCUCGCUGUCAGUCACUGUGCUGUCAUCGCACAUGGCGAGGGGCUCGAGCGACAACUCGUUGCGUACUUCGUGUCGGAUAAAGAAGGCGGCGCGGGGGACAGACCCACCGUGGAGAUUAACGAGACCGGACACAGCCCGGCAGCGCGUCGCAUUCUGGAGAAGCAUCUCGCACACUACAUGAUCCCCGCGUUGUGGGUGGAAAUGAGCGAACUCCCGACUCACGAAGUGUCUGGCAAAGUCGACUUGAAGAGCCUCCCCCCACCGCGCAGCGCCAGCCCGAGCGGUAGCGAGAAGGCGAUGGACAAGGAUCCUAUCAGCCUCGGCGACGUUGCUGCCAUCUGGGCGACCGUGCUCAAGACGUCCAAGGCGUUGCUCAAGCCUGAAGACAACUUCUUCGAUCUGGGUGGUCACUCCUUGUCUCUGGCGGAUUUGGCCUCGCGGUUGUCCGCUCACUUUGGCUUCCGUGUGCCGAUUCCCCGUCUAGCUGACAACACGACUCUGGCGGGCCACUUGCAGACGGUGAGGGAUGUUCGCGAUGGCCACACAGCGGCCGUGCAGGCCGACCUGCCAGCGUUCCUGGUCGCUGAUUCCAAGCUCGAAGAGGAGAUCAAACCUUCGGCUGGUGUCUCCUUCACAUCAAUCACGGACGCAGAUACCGUGCUCUUGACUGGUGCCACCGGCUUCCUCGGGGCGUUCUUACUCAGCGAUCUGCUUGAAAGCACCACCGCAAAGAUCGUCUGUCUCGUUCGAUUCAAUGAUCCGGAAGACGAUGACCAAGCGAGUGGUGUAGCCCGUAUCCGCCGCAAUCUACUGGAUCUUGGCCUUUGGCGUGACACUCUCAUGGAGCGAGUGGAAAUUCUCCCUGGUAACCUGUCACGACCUCAUUUCGGUCUUUCCCCGGAUGCUUUCGAUGAACUCGCCGGUCGGGUUCAAGUGGUCGUUCAUGCCGCUGCUACCGUCAACCUGGUCUACCCCUAUGCGGCUCUUCGCAAAGCCAAUAUUGGCGGAACUCGCGAGAUUCUCCGCUUGGCUGCCAAGGGAGGUGCCACCGUGCAGUACGUCUCCACCAACGGCGUUCUCCCUCCGUCUGGCGAAAGCGGCUGGUCUGAACAUAGCAUGCUGGAUGUCAAGGACGUUCCCACAAAGCUCUUGGACGGCUAUGGCCAGACGAAGUGGGUUGCCGAGCAAUUGGUGCUGGAGGCCGGCAAGCGUGGUCUUCCUGUGAAGAUCCAUCGCUGCGGUACCAUCAGCGGUCACAGUCUAACAGGUUCCGCCAACGCUUGGGAUCUGCUUACCGCGCUACUGGUCGAGUCCAUUCGUCUGGGCUACGCCCCCGAGGUCGAGGGAUGGCGUGCAGAGAUGACACCGGUGGACUUUGUGAGCAAAUCCAUUAUUCAUCUCGCCACUCAGACUCAGGCGGAUGAGACUGUGUUCCAUCUGGGUGACCCCAACCCUGUCAACAUUCGGUCCGUAUUUGAAAAUCUGAACGACCUCGGGUACCCCACGAAGUCUCUUUCGUGGGAGGAGUGGGUGGCACUGUGGUAUGAGAAGCGCGGCUCCGCCAAGGGAGGAGAUGGCUCUUUCACGGUCGACAUCCUGCGCAGCGGUAUGCCGACGGUUGGAUUCCUAAAGGGUAUUGUUGUUCUCGACAAUUCGUUGACCCGACCCUUCCGCGAGGUUGUCGAACGACCCAAGGUGGACAUUCUCCUGCUGGAGACUUAUACUCGCCACUGGUUCGCCCGUGGUUGGCUGCCGCAUGCGCCUGCUCGCCAGAAUGCCCUCAACCGCCAGGCUGUACAGGCCAAGAAGGGUCCUCUCAGUGGCAAGGUGGCAGUCGUCACUGGAGCAUCCUCCGGUAUCGGUGCCGCCGUGGCCGAAGCUCUAGCGAAGAAGGGAUGCUCUGUUGCUCUGGGCGCCCGCCGUCUUGACGCUCUCGAAUCAGUCAAGCGUCAAGUCGAGGCGCAUGGAGUCAAGUGCAUCAUUCGCUCGACCGACGUCACCAGCAAGGCCCAGUCUGAAGCGCUCAUUCAAGCUGCAAAUAACGAGCUCGGUCCCGUCGACAUCCUUGUCGCCUGCGCCGGCGUGAUGUACUUUACCAUGAUGGCCAACGUUCAGACCGAGGAGUGGGAGCGAACUGUUGAUGUCAACUGCAAGGGUCUGCUCAACGCCUUGUCUUCCACCAUUCCGGGAAUGCUUUCCCGCGGCCAAGGCCACAUUGUGGCCAUUUCUUCCGAUGCGGGACGAAAGGUCUUCCCUGGUCUGGGAGUCUACUCGGCCAGUAAGUUCUUCGUCGAGGCCACUUUGCAGGCACUUCGUCUCGAGACUGCCGGUACAGGCUUGCGAGUGACCAGUAUUCAACCAGGUAAUACCUCCACCCCGUUGCUGGGCAUGUCGACCGACACCGAGGCCGUGAAGAAGUAUGGCGAACCAUCCGGCGCGAAGAUCCUGGAGCCCGCUGAUGUAGCAAAUUCGAUUGUGCACGCAUUGUGUCAACCGGAUUACGUCUCUGUCAAUGAGAUUCUCGUUGAGCCUCGUGAUGAGCCUAUUUGA